This is a messenger RNA of Symbiodinium natans, 312 nucleotides long. The record is from the annotation of a GenBank genome assembly. Lineage: Eukaryota; Dinophyceae; Suessiales; Symbiodiniaceae.
AUGGAGGGUCAUCUGCUUGCUUUGGACGAGGAGCUGGUUUCAGCAGCAAGGCUCUGCGUGAUUCUGACAUCUACCGCAGAAGUGUGCAAGAGCCGGCGACUGAACCGCCGGCCCCGGCCGGCCGAAGAGCUCCAGGAGCUCGAGGAUUAUUUUGACAAGUACGUGUGGCCUUCCUUCGUGAGGUAUGGGCAGCCUGCCUUGGCAGCCCUUGAGGAGCUCUGCCGGGAUGCCGGCAAGUCUCUGCUGGUUCUGGAUGCCGCGCAGGAGCUGGCCAAGCUGGUGGACGAGACCAGCGCUGCCCUUCGUCGCUGA